UACAAUCUGCAAUUUGACAUUCUAGAGUUUAUGGGUAAGGGGAAGUGAAGUUGCUGUAGACCACGUGAUCAAAACAAAUGCUCAACUUCCGGGGAUGACUUCUGACUGUAUUGCAGCUCACACUCUGUGAGAUUUAACAAGGAAGAAAAGGAAGAAGAUGGAGGAAUUCUCUAUUGGGACAGUGGAGGCAGUGUUUUUAGGUUCCAGUAUUGCUUUCUCAGGCCUCUUUUAUUAUUUAUACAGAAAGAAACGCAAAGCUGUGGACAAACUUAACGAUGCUCCUCAUAUGGCUUUGAAUGAGGAACUGGUGGAUCUUCUAAAUGCGACACCUGGGAAGUGUCUGCAAUAUGUGGUUAUUGAGGGCACUGUGCAGCCCCUGGAGAAGCCCCUGAGCAGUCAAUUUAAAGAAGGAACUUUUGGUGUUAUUCAGAAACUGCUUCUCCGGGAGCAUAAACUGGUAUGGAACAACUUGGCACGCACCUGGAUGGACCGAGAGCGUGUGAUGCAUGAGCGUGUGAGCAGUGUUCCUUUUGCUUUGGUGGGAGGAGAAGGCGCACAAGUGCAGGUGCUUCGUCCACUGGAGGCGUCUGGCCCCGAGAUGGAAACAGUGCAUGAAAAGUUCCACCAGGCAAACUACGGCUUUACUGACCUACUCAGCCAGUAUUUGAGUGGGGAGAAAAGUAAAGGCCAGCUAGAGACAGAGGAAAUGCUAAGGGUGGGUGUAUCCCUCACAGCUGCUGGGGAACUCAUCGUCGAUUCAGACCGGCUGCUUAAACUCCGCCCGCCUACUGAUGGUUCCAUCUACUUCCUGACUACGGCUGACUUUGAGUCACUCCGGCUUGAUCAAGAGAGCCAGGCAUCUUGCUGGCGGGCUCUGGCAGGCACGUUUGCUGUGGUGGGCAUCGCUGUUGUUCUUUGGGCAGGGGUUCGAUAUUAUAUGCAGAUCCAGAGAAAAUGGGAGAGAGAAAAGAUUAAGAAGGAGUUUGAACGAAUAGGAGAGGGGGAGGAGGACCUCGAGAAUGCAUGUGUAAUCUGUUUAAGUAGCCCUAGAGGGUGUGUUUUCCUGGAUUGUGGACAUGUUUGUUGUUGCUACAGCUGCUAUGAGGCACUACCUCAGCCAACAUGUCCAGUUUGCAGGCAGGGGAUCAGGAGAGUUGUUCCCCUAUAUCAGGCCUGAAAAUAAGUGCGCAAGAGAGAGUAGAUUAAGAGCUGUACUGUAAGAGCUAUUAGAUACUGAGAGACAGAGGUCAGUAGGAUAUCCCCUACAUAUCCUCAGACAGAAUGAAGCCAGAGAAAUGGCUGCAAGUGCAAUAAGAGAAAGAACAUCUACAAAGGGGGACACUAAUAGAAAUUAGGUACAACUGGUUAUUCUUUCGUUUAAAACUUCAUCAAUAUUUUUACAUUUCUACAGGCUAGCCCCCACUGUUUUUCUUUGUUGUAGUUCUCUCAUGUUGAAGAUUUAGGUUUUUUUGUCAUGCCCACCGUAAAUAAAAAUAAUGUUGUGUAAGGUGGCUUAUAAAAAACAUGAUUAAAAGCUCAGCUCACCUGAAGUGAAAGGUAUGCAAAGUGUCUCUUAUGAUUAUGCCAGAUUCCUCCAGAAAGACAAAAACUAGUAACAUCUACAAAAAUAUUUCUGUGUACAAUUCUUCCACAAUUUGUUUUUUUGGAAAUGUGAAGUGAUUGAUUAAUGAAAUUAACCUUGAGUGCUUGGUUGUGCUUGAUCUUAUGGCCUAUUAAUCAUGUACUGUAAGUAUAGGUGUGUGCAAGGAGAGUUUAUAAUGCUGUGAUCUUUUCUUUUCAGGACUCUCAUUUCUAGUGGCUACUAAAAUUUUGCCUUUGUAAUGACUUAUAUUUUUAAAUGGAAAACAAUCAAUGGGUGAUUGGUUUUAGAAAAAUAAAUGCUUUGUCAUUUGUGAAUGUAAUCCACAUUUCCACUCAUUCCACAUUAAUAAUCCAUCCAAACA
This is a messenger RNA of Tachysurus vachellii, 1964 nucleotides long. RefSeq names its product mitochondrial E3 ubiquitin protein ligase 1a (gene mul2). NCBI's taxonomy places the organism in Eukaryota, Metazoa, Chordata, Actinopteri, Siluriformes, Bagridae. Gene Ontology annotation, molecular function: ubiquitin-protein transferase activity. The transcript is spliced from 5 exons. The coding region runs from base 158 to 1177 and encodes 339 amino acids. Gene Ontology annotation, biological process: organelle organization; protein ubiquitination. The record is from RefSeq and is a predicted model, not a curated record.